This is a messenger RNA of Patiria miniata (bat star), 1725 nucleotides long. RefSeq names its product carboxypeptidase A2-like. Gene Ontology annotation, molecular function: zinc ion binding; metallocarboxypeptidase activity. The coding region runs from base 210 to 1625 and encodes 471 amino acids. The record is from RefSeq and is a predicted model, not a curated record. Gene Ontology annotation, biological process: proteolysis. The transcript has 7 exons. NCBI's taxonomy places the organism in Eukaryota, Metazoa, Echinodermata, Asteroidea, Valvatida, Asterinidae.
ACUAGGUACAGGUGGUGUCGGUGUCGAUGGUGUGCCAAAAGCCUAGCUAAAAUUCGCUAAAUUAUAUCGAUGUGUGUAGAUAAAUUGUUUAUACAGAUUUUCCUACAGUUUGCUGGAUGAUGUUAAAUGGAGUCGAGCUGAUUGUAUCGCGAGCAAGAUGUCCACUGAUUUCAUCAAAAAGGACAGCUGGAUGAACAGAACCAAAAACCAUGGCAACCGAUAAUUUGACAGUGCGCUUGCCGCAGAUGCUAAGCCUCCUUCAACAGAGCAACCACAACUCUAGGUGGCGAGAUCGAACAAUUGCUCCCUGCCUCUUGUCAAGAACAUGUACAUAUAAUUGGCUGUGCAGAUGCCUUCUCACGGUAUUGCUGUUCCUAGGUCUUCCCAAUUUAAGCAAUGUUCAUGCGCGAGAUGUCAGGCCCCAACGGGAACAUUACACCCCUAAUUACAACUACUACCACAACGUCUCACAAAUCGGCACCCAGAUCCAAAAGCUAGUCGCCAGGAAUCCAAACUACAUCAAGUUAGACCUGCAGUACAAGUCCCGCAGUAGCAUCCCUCAGUACGUCUUGCACAUUUCAAAUUUCUCAAAUGCGAGGACGGAAUCCGGGUCGUUCAGCGUCAGCAUGGCGAAACCCAAGAUUUUGUUGUCGUUCGGGGAGCACGCGCGGGAGUUUUUCCCGGUCGAGAGCCUCUUCUAUCUCCUGAACAACAUCACCCGCGGUUUGAGCGCUCCGCACGGUUCUCCCACGGAGAGCUUUUCUCGGCUGAUCCUUAGCCGCGUUGAUCUGUAUGUCAUUGGCAUGGCCAAUCCCGACGGGAGACGGCACAUCGAGAGGACCAAGAACUUUUGCUGGAGGGGGACCAGCGUUGGUGUGGACCUGAAUAGGAACUUUGACUGGAGAUACGGUGGGAAAGGAAGUUCUGGUGACCCGAAGGAUGAGGAGUACAGGGGGCCAUUUGUUCACUCUGAGCCAGAAUGUCAAGUUUACCUGGACCUUACGUCUCUUCACGCCUUUGAUGCCUUCCUGUCACUACACUCAGGGAUCAAGCAAAUAUACAUACCAUUUGCAGAUUCAGAAUCCAAGAAAACCAAUGCAAAGCCUGUGUACUUGGAUGAGCAGUUGGAUAUGGCUCAGAUGAUGGCUCAGGCUACCCAGAAUGCCUUUUCCUAUGGCGUGGCUUACAACCUCAACGACUACCCAGCAGAUGGGACAGUGUUUGACUACAUGGCAGGCGUCAGAAAGAUUCCAUUUUCGUUUGCCAUUGAGUUAUGGGGCGAGGGAGACAGCAAUAAAGUAAAAUGCUUUGACCUGUUCAACCCUUCCCAUGCGACUUUACAGGGUGCACUCCAAGAUAUCAUGCCCAUAUACGACACGCUGUUUACAUACAUGAUUCACUGGAAAGAAAAACAAGUCCAUAAGUUGUUUCACCAAGACGAGGAGCCUGAGUUUGGUCUCCCAUUUGGCUACAUUUUAGUAGCCAUCACCUUCUGCCUGUUUGUUCUGAUGCUGUGCCACCAGUACAAGCCCUAUGGGUUCCACUUCUACCAACGGAAGCGGGUCGUCAGCCUCCGUUCCCUCAGCUCAACGUUUGCGGCCGCCAGUGGCAUCAAGAUGACAUGAUGACAGUAGGAGAAAUCCAAAGUGCAGUACGUCGCUAAUCACUCCCCUUAAGUAAUAUAAUAAACGAAUAUUCAUAAAGUGAACAUAUUCGCCAGUAUUG